Messenger RNA from Cavia porcellus (domestic guinea pig), 939 nucleotides. Its product is annotated as olfactory receptor 6B3-like. Bases 1 to 939 code for a protein of 312 amino acids. Gene Ontology annotation, molecular function: G protein-coupled receptor activity; odorant binding; olfactory receptor activity. The transcript has a single exon. Lineage: Eukaryota; Metazoa; Chordata; Mammalia; Rodentia; Caviidae. The record is from RefSeq and is a predicted model, not a curated record. Gene Ontology annotation, cellular component: membrane. Gene Ontology annotation, biological process: G protein-coupled receptor signaling pathway.
AUGAGGGGGGAGAAUGUCACCAGGGUCAGCACCUUUAUCCUGCUGGGCUUCCCCACGGCCCCUAGCCUGCAGUACGCACUCUUCCUCCUCUUCCUGCUCACCUACCUCUUUGUCCUGGUGGAGAACUCGGCCAUCAUACUCACUGUCUGGACCAGUGCCACCCUCCACAGGCCCAUGUACUACUUCCUGGGCAUCAUGUCAACCUUAGAGAUCUGGUAUGUGUGUGACAUCAUUCCUAAGAUGCUGGAUGGCUUCCUGCUGCAGCACAAGCGCAUCUCAUUUGUGGGGUGCAUGACUCAGCUCUACUUCUUCAGCUCCCUGGUGUGCACUGAGUGCGUGCUUCUGGCCUCCAUGGCUUAUGACCGCUAUGUGGCCAUCUGCCACCCACUGCGCUACCAAGUCAUCAUGACCACGGAGCUGUGUGUGCAGCUCGUGGUCUUCUCCUUCGCCAGCGGCUUCACCAUCUCUGUGAUCAAGGUCUACUUCAUCUCCAGUGCCACGUUCUGUGGCUCCAAUGUCUUGAACCACUUCUUCUGUGACAUUUCCCCCAUCCUCAAGCUGGCCUGCACAGACUUCUCCACUGCAGAGCUGGUGGAUUUCAUCCUGGCCUUCCUUAUCUUGGUGUUCCCGCUGCUGGCCACCAUUCUCUCCUAUGGACACAUUGGGCUGGCUGUGCUCCGCAUCCCCUCGGCCACGGGCCGCUGGAGAGCCUUCUCCACCUGCGCCUCCCACCUCACUGUCGUCACCAUCUUCUACACAGCUUUGCUUUUCAUGUAUGUCCGACCCCAGGCCAUCGAUACUCGGAGCUCCAACAAGCUCAUUUCUGUUCUAUACACCAUCCUCACGCCCAUUUUGAACCCUUUGAUCUACUGCUUGAGGAAUAAAGAAUUUAAGGAUGCCUUGAGAAGGACUCUGGGCUUGUGCCAAGCUCCACAGUAG